AUGGGCCUUCAGAAGGCAAGGAGGGUGCUCCCUCGGACAUGGGGUUUCUAUGCUGUGGAGUCCCGUGGGUUGUCGGGCGGGAUAAUCGUCACGUGGAGGUUGGAGUCGUGUAGAUUGGAUACUUUUCAUGUUUGUGGCCAAGAGGUGAUUCUGGUGAUCUCGGAGGGCAUGAACGAUCCCUGGGUUCUUGCGGCGGUGUAUGCGAGCACUGACUUCAGGGAGAGGCAACGGCUGUGGGAGGAGGCUUCGCAGUUGGUUGAUCAGGGUCUCCCCUUUCUGAUGGCGGGUGAUUUUAAUUGUAUUGUCGACCCUCAGGAGAAGAUGGGGGGCAAGCCUUUCUCCCAUGAGAGGAAGGUUAAGGAAUUCCAGGAUUUUAUGACUAUAAAUGGGUUGAUUGAUUUGGGCUUCUCUGGUCCAAGAUUUACAUGGAUUGCAUCUGAUCACUGUCCCUUGCUGUUGAGUACUGAUGCCUUUGUUCCGGUGUAUCCCCCUUUCAGGUUCGAGAAGAUAUGGCUCUCUUACCCUCGUUCAUGGGAGAUGGUUAGGGAGGCGUGGAGCACUCCAGUGAGGGGUGAUGCCAUGUAUCGGGUGUCCCGGAGAUUGAAGUUGGCGAGGAGGAGGCUGAGGAGAUGGAAUCGAGAGGAGGUGGGAGACAUCUUUAGGAGGAUUGAGGAGUCUGAGGUGGCCAUUGUUAGGUUACAGGAUCAGGAGGCUCGAGGGGGGGGUCUGUCAGAUGAGGAGGUUGGGGAGCUUAGAUCCUUACUUGUCCUGCAUGAUGGUCUACUUAGACAGCAGGAGAUAUUCUGGAGACAGAAGGCGAGGGUACAGUGGAUCAUGGAGGGGGAUAGGAAUACCAGAUAUUUUCACCAGGCGACAGUGAUUAGGAGGAAUCAGAACAGGAUCAGAGUUAUUAGGGAUGAGGAGGGGCAGCAGUCGGAGGAGCCAGAGGUGAUACAGAGGAUUCUGGUGAGCUUCUUUAGGGGCAGAUGGACAGAGCAGACUGGAGGAGCGAGUCUAGCAGAGAUCCCACUGCCAGGGGUGGUGGUCACAGAGGAGGAGAAUUCUGAUUUGAUUAGUCCGGUUUCAGAAAGGGAGAUUAGGGAGGCGGUGUGGUCCCUCGGAGGGGACAAGGCGCCAGGGCCGGAUGGGUUCCCUCCGGUGUUCUUUCAGCGAUAUUGGUGGAUAGUUGGACGGGAUGUGAUGGCAGCUAUACAGCAGUUCUUCAGCACGGCUGUGAUGGCUGCUGAGUGGCAGAGGACCUUCAUUGCCCUGAUUCCGAAACGGCAGGAUGCUACGGAGCCGAGUCAUUUUCGUCCGAUUAGCCUUUGUACGACUUUGUACAAGGUGACGGCGAAAAUUCUUGCUAUCAGAUUGAGGGGGGUACUCCCUAGGCUUAUUUCCCCGGAGCAGGGGGCUUUUUUGGAGGGACGGAGUAUAUCUGACAAUGUGCUCAUUGCUCAGGAGUUUAUGUUUGAUCUUAGCAGAGCACCGAUGAGCAGAAGCUUGAUGGGGGUCAAGCUUGAUAUGGAGAGGGCUUAUGACAGGAUGAGGUGGGAUUUUGUGCAGCAGUCCUUGCGGAUGUUUGGGAUACAUGAGACUUGGAUCAGGUGGGCGAUGGGCUGUAUCAGGGUGCCCUCCUUUGCUAUUUUGGUGAACGGUACGCCCUCCCGUUUCUUUUCAUCUUCUGGGGGUUUGCGUCAGGGAUGUCCCCUCUCUCCUCUGUUGUUUAUUAUUUGUGCGGAUGCAUUGUCUCGAUUAUUGCGGCAGGCAGUGUCGAGUCAGGAGCUGGAGGCUUACAGACCGGUGGAGAGAGCAGUGGCGAUUUUCCAUUUGCUAUUUGCUGACGAUUGCUUGCUUUUAGCCAGGUCCUCGAGGCAGUCGGCUCGAGCUAUAGAUCAGACUCUUCGGGAUUACUGUGCUCUUUCUGGGCAACAAGUCAAUUUGGACAAGUCUUCUGUGAUCUUUAGCCCGAAGACGCGCGGGGCGCUGAAGCUAUCUAUACUGGAGGUUCUAGGUGUGGGAGAGCAGGGGGGCAUGAUGUCCUAUCUGGGGGUGCCUUUAUGUGGACGACGACUGAGGAUUAGGGAUUGUGUGUCCCUUGUGACUAGAGUCAGAUGCAGGCUGGAGGGCUGGCAGUCUCAUUCAUUGUCUAUGAUGGGGAGGAUCAUUCUGGUGCGCUCUGUACUUUCAUCUGUUCCUAUUUAUCUUCUAUCCCACGUCGAUAUUCCGGUGGCAGUUUUGAGGUCCCUUGAGCAGCUGUUCAGGGAGUUUAUCUGGGGGAGGAGUAGCGGCAGAGGCGGGAUCCACUUGGUGGCCUGGGAGAGUGUAUGCCAGCCGACCAGUGCCGGGGGGCUGGGAGUGCAGUCCUUGAUGACGAGACGGGAGGUGUUAGCGGCUAGGCAUGUAGUCAGAUUUGUGCUUGAGCCAGAGAGCAUGUGGUCCUCACUGAUGAGGGCCAAAUAUGGUGUCUUGGUGCCUGGAGGGCGGGUGGAGCGUCACCACUCUCCGAUAUGGCGUGUGAUGUGUGCCAGGGCUAUGGUGGUGCUUCCGGAGAUUAGAUGGGUGAUCGGUGAUGGGUGCUCGAUAGAUGUGUUGGAGGACAGCUGGGUGACCGAUUGGCCGAUUUGUCGUUUGCCGACCAUGGUGGACUCUGCGAGAUUAGAUGGAUGCAGGGUCAGGGAUCUGCUGGAUUCUGAGGGGAGCCACUGGAGGGUGGGGCUGAUCAGGGAGGUGUUUGGUGAGCAGUUGGCGGAGUUGAUUCUGGCCCUGCCUAUUCCCUCUGGUGGGUCGUCAGAUAGGCUGCUCUGGACACCGACGGGGCGGUCGCGGGUGAGGGCCAGGGAUCUUUCGGCGUUGUUCUGCAGGACGCCAGCGCGACAGAUCGUGGGAGGAUGGAUAUGGAGAUUACGGAUUCAUCCACGGGUGGCACUUUUCAUCUGGAAGGUGGCUUGGGGAUGUCUCCCGACUAGGAGUUUGCUUGUUCGGCGUGGGAUGGGGGUAUCUCAGUUUUGUGAGACGUGCGGUGAUAUCGUGGAGACCACCGAGCAUGUUCUCCUGCUGUGCCCUAGAGCUCGACAGAUAUGGCAGUGCUCUUCGGUCCCCUUGCUUGAUGCGGGGGUCUCGACUCAGGAUCUGUUGCGGAUGUUGAGAGAGUCCAUGUGUAGGCCCAGGCUGGCAGCGGAGGGUAUAUUGAGGGCGUACCUGUCUUAUCACAUUUGGUUGGAUAGGAACGCACGCAUAUUUGAGGGGAGGCGGGUGCCUCCGAGGACGGUGGUGGACAGAGCGGCACGACAUGCGAGGGAGGUUAUGGCGGCUGCCACCGAGAUUUCUUCUGGGAUGGUCAGGGACACCUGGGGUACUUCUUACGCUGUUUCAGCGCCCCUUUUCGUUACUGUCUCUUGGGUACCCCCACCCCCUGACUAUCUCAAAAUAAAUUUCGAUGGCAGUAGGUCACUAGACGGUGUGACUGGAGGGGUCGGCUUUGUGAUCAGGGAUCACGGUGGUAGGUUGGUGGCUGCAGGUGGGCGUCGGACUCCCGGGAUUACAGUUGUUGGUGCGGAGCUGCGGGCUGCUUGGGAGGGCUUAUCAUAUGCCAGGCAGGUCCUUGGAGCCGAGCGAGUGUUCCUCGAGGGAGACUCUGCGGUGGUGAUCGAUUGGAUCCGGGGGAUGGACAGAUACGGUGACGGUCACCCUUUGAUUCGGGAGACUCGGAGGAUGGCUCAGAUGAUGGUCGGUUUCCAGAUUGGUCAUGUGUUUAGAGAGGCGAACAGGGCCGCCGACUGGGUCGCCUCUUUUGUGGCCCGGCAUUCCGGGGAUGUUUUGUGGACGUCUACUAUAGACGCUCCUUCUCCUUUGUCGUCUUUUAUUUCUUCGGACAUGGCGGGUUGUACUCAUGUUAGAUCUAUUUGA
Messenger RNA from Phoenix dactylifera (date palm), 3909 nucleotides. The record is from RefSeq and is a predicted model, not a curated record. Lineage: Eukaryota; Viridiplantae; Streptophyta; Magnoliopsida; Arecales; Arecaceae.